Tupaia belangeri chinensis (Chinese tree shrew) is the source of this 1305-nucleotide messenger RNA. It is a transcript of the gene GATC, whose product is annotated as glutamyl-tRNA amidotransferase subunit C. The coding region runs from base 45 to 434 and encodes 129 amino acids. The transcript has 4 exons. Lineage: Eukaryota; Metazoa; Chordata; Mammalia; Scandentia; Tupaiidae. Gene Ontology annotation, cellular component: glutamyl-tRNA(Gln) amidotransferase complex; mitochondrion. Gene Ontology annotation, biological process: mitochondrial translation; glutaminyl-tRNAGln biosynthesis via transamidation; regulation of translational fidelity. The record is from RefSeq and is a predicted model, not a curated record.
UCGGCGUGACGCUCUGCGCACUACGGGAGCCGAGAAAGGGAAAGAUGUGGGGGCGUACCGUAUGGCUUUGCCUUAGGGCUCCAGGCGGCAGGUACCGGGGCUUCAGCUCCAAGGCACAUCCUCCGGGAAGUGGCCGGAUCACAGCGGAGAUGCUUCAGCACCUGGAGCGUCAUGCGCUUGUGGAUUUCGGCAACCGCGAGGCGGUGACACGGCUGGAAAAAGCCAUUGCCUUUGCUGACCGGCUCCGCGCAGUGGACACCGAUAGAGUGGAGCCCUUGGAGUCGGUGCUGGAGGACAGAUGUCUGUACCUGAGAUCGGACCGUGUGAUCGAAGGCAACUGUGCUGAAGAACUACUACAAAACUCCCGCCGCGUCGUGGAGGAGUAUUUUGUGGCCCCCCCAGGGAACAUCGCUCUGCCAAAGCUUGAUGAAUAAGAGUCCUUCCCACUCAGCUGAGUAGCUGUUCUGGGCAGGGGGGUACCCUGUGAACACGUGGAAGGGCAUUGGUGGUGUUCUGUUAUUGCAAAUACUGACGUGAACCUACUUCCUUCAGUCGCCUGAAAAAGUGGAUAACUUCAGUUACUUCUUAGUAACUGCCUCUUCUGAAGACGGAGUUGUGAAAGACCUAGCCAUAACAAGGCAAUGAGUUCCUAAUGCUAAUGGAAGUAAACCAAAGAACAAAAGCCCACUUCUAAUAGAUAAGUACUUACAGGCAGCCUGUUAUGUAGAUGUUUCCCUACUUAACUCUCUUGAAGAAGACUGUCUACCACACUGCAUACCCAUAAACAGAGCAUCUGGGACAACCAGAGUUGUCAUUUUUAGUUGCAGUUUACCCUGACAUGAGCAGCUGCCAUCUUUGGCUAACCUACUUAAAAUGUUUCUGGGUAUGAGGACCAGCAGGUGGCACGGUGGUUAAGUGCUGGACUCCCACAUGAUCAACCACAGUUCAAGUCCUAGACCUGGUGGCUUGCUUUCUCACUUUCCCUCUUUUUCUGGUCAAACUGAAAAAUGAUAAUAAUAAAAAUAAAAUCAAAUAAUUCUUAAAAAAGAAAAAUGUUUCUGGGUACCAUUUUGAGUAGAGAGCUAUCUUUCUGCUAAGGUCUGAAAAGUGUUCAAACUAACCAGGGAACUCUAAUGGACACCCACUGCCAUCCUGCAGAGCAGUCAUUAUGGGGAUGCUAGCCAUGCCUCAUAUCUGUCUGAAAAGACACCUUAUCACAAAAAUAGCUCUGGAUCUGAGACAAACUAGCCCUCUCACCUCCAAAAUGAUUACUGAAUUGGCGAAUGUAAGAUGGUGGGCUUUUGG